GGUGGCCCAGCACCUGACAAACACUGUGUUCGUUGACAGAGCCCUCAUAGUCGUUCCCUAUGCUGAAGGUUUGUAACUUGUUUGAUGUUCUAUGGGGCCACCUUUGGGUGGUGGUUGAUUCUUGUCUAGUGCACAAAAAUUAACAGUAGCCAAAUGUCAAACAYGUCAGAGAUUGCCAUUCGGAAACCCUUGGUAUAUUGCCUUUGGCCCCUGGAUUUGAUCAYUUUAUUUAUAUAGUGACACCAAAUCAAAGUGAAAAGUUUUGUGUGUCUUGAAGUGUAGAAUAAUAACAUUUUAGGCAGAAUUCUAUGCAAAUUUUGCUCUGUGUCAGUCUCAAUGAGACAUUUCCCAAACAGACUAUAAUGCAAGCAAUAUUUUAAGGAGAUUUUACCUUAAUAAUUGUUUGCUGCUUUCACUCUCUUCAUGAGAAUGGUUUCUCCCUCCCUGAGAGGAGAGGAAUUAACAUUCCUUUGRGAUCUGCUGCCACUGCAUUUAUUUGGGAACAUCCCCAAAAAAGGCCCUCRCUCUCCUUGUGGAGUCCAGUAUACCAAGGGUUUGAAUAAUUACGCUUUAAUUCAAAAGUGACAACUUCCAAGAGGUGCCACAUGGGCACUGGUCCUAGUUUUUAAUUCCAAGUUUUCUUGUUCAUCCUUGAUAUAUUUAAUAGAAUUUCACUAAAUAAUAAACUCUUCUCUCUGUUAUUUGUGUGUGUGAUUUUUGUAGUGGAGAAGGCAAAUGCAAAGCCCUUCCAGAUGACUGAAAAACAGUGGGUCCUCUGMAGCUACAGGGGAUUCUAGCCAUUAACUAAAGGCCAGCAAGCACUCAAGUCCCCAAGUGUUUUCCUGGUGUAACCACUUGUUAACUACAUUUUCUCUUCUUCUUUUUAUUUUUACAUUUUAGGGUGUUACAGUAAUUUGAAAGGCAAUGAGCAGGGUUUUUGGAACUUACCUUAAAAGCAAAGUGCUGAGAAGACACCUCUUCUUACAGAAGUCUUAUUAAACUCUUCUAGACUUGCUUUAGAAGUAACUGAUUUCCAUUGUACUUGUGCAUUUCUUGAUUUACUUCUCUGGGAAGGGUUGAAUUUAAUAAAAUCUUGCAGAUUAAGUCAUACUACAGUGCUAAGUUUGGUACAUGGCCUGGGUUCACACCUGUAAUCUGUCAUGCUGGAGCUGUCUCUUGAGGCCUGGGGAGCUGUCUUAUCUUAUCUUUGUAUUUCUUAAGCUUAAAAGAUACSAAACUUAAAUCAAAAGAUGUCAGACUGAAUUCCUGGAGUGUAGGAAUGUGCAGUGUGGCCUCUGAUGGAGCCCUGCUGCUUCCUGAGGGUCCAGAGCCCCUUCUGCAAUGGAGUUACUGCUCCUGCUGCCACUGCUUGAAAAUAGCAGAGCUGUUCUUGUCCCUGUCUGGGUGCUGAACACAGCAACAGUCCAGUGAAUUUGUGCUGGAAUAUUCCCCAAGGCCCACGGAAUUAAUGCCAGUGUUUAACUCUUCCACAAGGAUAAACCCCCUUUUCUCUUUGUCAGUCUGACUUUGUCCACUGUGGAUAAAUCUGGCACACAGAGAAACCUKCCCAGGAGCUUUGCUUCACAAAUUAUUAAAGUAGAAUAUUUUAUUGGGCCUAUUAAGGAGCCAGUCCUGGGCUGUACCUGGUGUUGUUAACGGUUCAGAAUUUAAUGUCCUUGGCACAUCACAAGAGAGAUGUUCAGCCAAUAAAUUAUUGCCCCUGGUUUGAUAAUCCCAUACUUCUGCCCUGUGCUGGAGUACAGUUUUCCCUAAAAAUUCCCCCUGCCAGGGUCCCAAUUGGACAAGAGCCAGCAUUUCCCAACUCCACAGUGCCACUGCUGAUGUGCUUAAAGCCAGGCAUGUGCUGAAUGGGGCCCUCCUCUCUGACAUCUGCUGUGCUAAUGAACCUGUGUGCUAAUUGCCUGUCACUAAAGCAAAUGUUUAUUAUCUGUUCAGUGCAAUAAUUCCCCCCCUGUCCCAAGUUUUAGCUCACACAGACACUUUGGUGUUGGCUGUUGCUUUGUGUUAUAGAACUAUACACAAAGGCUACGGUAAGGUUUAGUAUUUGUCAUUUUCUCUGGGCUAAUUCCUGGAUUUGGAAGGAACUCUUAAGGUUAAAAGAUGGCUGGGGGGGGUGUUUAGGUUCUUUGGUUAAUGUUUGUUUCUUUUGUCUGUUUCUUUUUCUUUCAUUUCUACACAUUCAUGCAGUAUUUCAUGGUUCUAACAAAGCAGCAGUAAAAAAAGCUCUUGAAGCAUGAAAAUUAACUGUUCUUUUCCCUGGUUCAGCCUGAACUAUAUACCAGGCCCUGCUGAAAAUACCACCCAACAGUUUUCUUCUGCAGCUUAUCCAGUUUCUCUUAAGUGCCCUGUACAUAUUGUAUGUUUUAUGAUGAGAUGCAGUUUCUUAAUAUGUAUUACAGAAACACUACUGGUAUUUGCAAAUAUAUAGUAAAAUUGUUUUAUUGAACUCUCAUUUUGGGGGCUUGGGCACAUUAACAAAUUAAUCCAUCUGUAUAGGGCUUUUGCUGUUGGAUAGAGUAAAAAUCCCCCACAAUUGUUUGCGGGUAGGGCCCUGAGCACUCUGUGUGCAGAGCAGGCAGUGACAUGAGCCCCUGGUCUUAGUUGGCUGCAAGACUUUGGGCCAGAAGUCCCCUGUGCCACGACAGGUGGUAGCAGCAUUGUUGGUGCUCUAAGCUGGCACAUAUUGGAACAAAUGCAUUUUACUGCACAGGUAAGGAAUGUGCCAGCAUCCCUGUGUGUAUCCCAGCCACAGACACACCCCCAGCAUUCCCGGAGAGCCGCAGGGACCGCAUUCCAUGUGACACGUCAGCAAAAGCCCUACCCAAAACACCCAUCCCUUCUCUUUUAAGUUUGCCAAAAUUUGUAUGGUAGGUGUAAAAGAAAAACAUAGUGAACUGUACCAUAUUAUUAACCCCUAAAUCCAACUUUUUUUGUCUUGUGUAUCUUGAUUUUUCUGUGUGCUUUGUAGUGAAGCAGCCGACACGAGUCGUUGUUCAUAAAACAGCUUUUGAAAGUUGAGAGCACUCUCACCCCUGGAGAACCGACUGUGCUUGCUUACGUUUGGUUCAUGACUUAAAAAUCGAGUACAGGUGAUGAAACCUUGGCAGUGUUAACAACAAAGUAGUGUGUAUUGUGCUAUUUUUUUGCUCUAGAAACUUAACCUUUUGUAGAGAAAAAGGAACAGUCAAAUUGUCACCCAUUGAAGUUGCAUUCUGACAAAAAAAGUUAAUGCUAAAUAUUAAUAGCCAUCAAGCUUUGUAUUUUAGCCAACAUAAGUACUUUCAACAAACUCAGGUGGUGUAUCAGGGAGACUUUGCUGGGUGUAUUUGUGUAUUUGGUGCCUCUGGGCUGGGAUAUGCUCUAAUGCCAGGCUGUUUCCCUGCAGGAGUCAUUCCUGAUGAGACUAAGGCUUUGUCUCUCUUGGCACCAGCUAAUGCCGUGGCAGGGCUGCUGCCCGGGGGUGGCCUGCUGCCCACCCCCAACCCCCUCUCUCAGAUUGGUGCUGUCCCUUUAGCUGCUUUAGGAGCUCCUGCUCUCGACCCUGCCCUUGCUGCUCUUGGGCUUCCUGGAGCAAACCUGAACUCCCAGUCUCUCGCAGCAGAUCAGCUCCUAAAACUGAUGAGCACAGUGGAUCCAAAGUUGAACCAUGUGGCUGCAGGUCUUGUGUCCCCAAGUCUGAAAUCAGAUACCUCCAGUAAAGAAAUAGAAGAGGCCAUGAAGAGAGUCCGAGAAGCACAGUCCUUAAUUUCUGCUGCUAUAGAGCCAGACAAAAAAGAUGAAAAACGAAGACAUUCAAGAUCGAGGUCACGCUCGAGGAGGAGGAGGACACCUUCUUCAUCCAGACACAGACGCUCCAGAAGCAGAUCAAGGAGAAGGUCCCAUUCCAAAUCCAGAAGCAGGAGGCGAUCCAAAAGUCCCAGGAGAAGGAGAUCUCAUUCCAGAGACAGGAGCAGGAGGUCUCGGAGCACAUCCAAAACCAGGGAUAAAAAGAAGGAAGAGAAAGAAAAGAAACGUUCUAAAACUCCCCCCAAAAGCUACAGCACAACCAGAAGAUCCAGAAGCACAAGCAGAGAACGGCGRCGCAGACGGAGCCGCAGCGGGACACGGUCCCCGAAAAAGCCCAGGUCUCCCAAACGGAAAAUGUCCCGGUCCCCAUCACCCAGAAGGCAUAAAAAGGAAAAGAAGAAGGAUAAAGACAAGGAGAGGAGCAGAGACGAGAGGGAGCGGUCAACRAGCAAGAAAAAGAAGAGCAAAGACAAGGAGAAGGAUCGAGACCGGAAAUCUGAGAGCGAUAAGGAUGUGAAACAGGUCACAAGGGACUACGACGAGGAGGAGCAGGGCUACGACAGCGAGAAGGAGAAGAAGGAGGAGAAGAAGGUGGUGGAUGCUCCCUCCCCCAAAGGGAAGGAGCCCGGAGCUGAGAAGGGCAGCGGGGACGCGGGCCGGGAGUCCAAGGUGAACGGGGAUGACCACCACGAGGAGGACAUGGACAUGAGCGACUGAGCCCGCCCUCAGCCCCUCCAGUGUGAUCCUUUAUGCUGUACUUGUUAAUCCUCAACCUAGAUGUAUCCAGCUCCGAGCUCUCCAUGGUCUGUCCAUCCCGAUACUAACUCACACCCAAAGCUUGAGACAGGGACCCCCUGCUCUGCUCCGGGGCAGGGCCAGGCCGCACGUCCCUCCCUGCCCCCUCCUUCCCUCCCUCCGGAGUGUCCCGGGCUGAGCCAGCGGGGCACAKYAGUGUGGGAACGUCCUGGGAGCGGGGGCAGCGUGGCACAGCCCCCUUGUCCUUAAGGAACGCCCCAGGAGUGUGGCACAGCCCUCCUGUCCUUUAGGAACACCCCGGGAAUGAGGCACAGCCCCCUUGUCCUUAAGGAACGCCCCAGGAGUGUGGCACAGCCCUCCUGUCCUUUAGGAACACCCCGGGAAUGAGGCACAGCCCCCUUGUCCUUAAGGAACGCCCCAGGAGUGUGGCACAGCCCUCCUGUCCUUUAGGAACACCCCGGGAAUGAGGCACAGCCCUCCUGUCCUGCAGGAACACCCCAGGAGUGAGGCACAGCCCUCCUGUCCUUUAGGAACACCCCGGGAAUGAGGCACAGCCCUCCUGUCCUAUGAAAUGCCCCAGGAAUGAGGCACAGGCCCCCUUGUCCUGCAGGAACACCCCAGGAAUGAGGCACAGUCCCCCUGUCCUGCAGCCCCCAGCACGGCCAUGGAGAGGGACUCCAGGCACUCCAGAGCCRGCCCUGGAUCGCACCAGCUCUGUGCUCUUGGCUUCAGUUUUGGUUUUCAGCCCUGUGCUGGGCUCAGCUGGGUUUGGUUUUCCCUGGGUUGUUGUUGGCUUUGCCCAGGGUUCAGUGCCCCCACCUUCCUGGCUCCCUCUUCAGCUCCACACUCUCCUGCCCUCGGGAAGGGAAGGGGAAUCCUGGCUGUGCCCASUGAGGGAAGCCUGGGGGAGCAGCUUUCCCCGGGGCUGGGGGCUCAGGAGCUCACCCGCUGCAGCAGGGAGUGCAUUUUAACAUGACCUUGGUCUGUUUUUAAAGCAAGUCCAUUGAUAAUGAACUUUUUACUUGAUCUUAAGUUGUACAAACGGAUGAAUUUGUGUUCCUGUCCCGGCCGCUCCCUCCCUCCCGCACUCGGUGAUCCCAUGGUAUUUGCAGAGUAGUUACCCAAAGCUGUUCCUUAGUUCCAGCAGCUCCAGAGCUUUUACUUUUGUGCAGGUAAAGAGACAAAAGUAGCCGACAGUCYGUGCCAUGUCGAUGUACAGUUUCGGAAAAUGUUUUACAAAACUUUGAUAAUAAAACCCUGAAACUUCAGCUCCUCUUCCUAGAAAACUCCU
Messenger RNA from Malurus melanocephalus (red-backed fairy wren), 5854 nucleotides. RefSeq names its product serine and arginine rich splicing factor 11 (gene SRSF11). The record is from RefSeq and is a predicted model, not a curated record. The transcript has 11 exons. Gene Ontology annotation, cellular component: nucleoplasm. Gene Ontology annotation, molecular function: RNA binding. Gene Ontology annotation, biological process: RNA splicing. NCBI's taxonomy places the organism in Eukaryota, Metazoa, Chordata, Aves, Passeriformes, Maluridae. Bases 3250 to 4524 code for a protein of 424 amino acids.